This is a messenger RNA of Drosophila obscura, 1048 nucleotides long. Its product is annotated as U6 small nuclear RNA (adenine-(43)-N(6))-methyltransferase. Gene Ontology annotation, molecular function: 23S rRNA (adenine(1618)-N(6))-methyltransferase activity; nucleic acid binding. Gene Ontology annotation, biological process: rRNA base methylation. The transcript is spliced from 4 exons. Bases 77 to 994 code for a protein of 305 amino acids. NCBI's taxonomy places the organism in Eukaryota, Metazoa, Arthropoda, Insecta, Diptera, Drosophilidae. Gene Ontology annotation, cellular component: nucleus. The record is from RefSeq and is a predicted model, not a curated record.
UGGUUUUGCAGCCAAACGCCAAUCAGCUGUUACAGUUUCGCGGCAUUUUGCAAAUUAACGAAACUAAACAAAUCAAAUGGUUAGCAAUAAAAAAGACAAGUAUGCUAUGCAUCCGCGCAAUAUUCUGCGUGUGCCGCCCGACUACACCAAGCUGGCCAUCAAGCACAGGGAUUUCAGACAAGUCUGUGAAUUGGAACUAAAUGGCAAAGUGUCGGUUAAUUUUCGCAAUGAAAAGACCUUGCGCGAACUGACGAAGAUGCUGCUUAAAGAAUAUUUUGAAUUAAAUGUGGAUUUUGCACCCGGCAGCUUGGUGCCCACUUUGGCCCUGCGUUUGAACUACGUCCUCUGGCUGGAGGAUAUGCUGCAGCCGCUCAGCUUAGAGACUGUGAGCGGCAUUGAUAUUGGUUGUGGCUCCUCUUGCAUUUACUCGUUGCUUGGCGCCAAAAAGAACGGCUGGAACAUGCUGGCCCUUGAGUCGAAGCAACAAAACAUUGACUAUGCACGGCAGAAUGUCAAGCGAAACAACCUAGAAGACCGUAUUGAAGUCUAUGCCCAGCCAGAUAAGUCCAACAUCUUCAAGAGCUAUUUCGAGUCGGAGAAACUGAAGAAGGAAUUUCACUUUUGCCUGUGUAAUCCACCCUUCUUCGACUCAAACUCCCCCAAUCCGUUCGGGGGCAAUACUCGCAAUCCCCAGAGACGGCCAGCGCCCAACAACGUGCGCACAGGCAGCGCCGAGGAGCUGACUUGUGAGGGGGGCGAGGUGCAGUUCGUUCAGCGCAUCAUUGAGGAGAGCCAGCUUAACCAGCAGCGCGUGCUCAUCUUCACCAGCAUGCUGGGUGUUAAGGCCAACGUGCCCAAGAUACUGGACUACCUGAAGGAACGUCAGAUUAGCAACAUUACCACCACGGAGUUUCAUCAGGGGCACACCACACGCUGGGCUGUAGCCUGGAGCUACCAAGCAACGCCUCUAAGCCCCGGAACACAAUGUAAUUGAGUUGCUACCAACUAGGAAUAAAGUUCAGUUGCAGCAGCUGCACAUAAAACUCAA